AUGCAAUGCCUUUCUUUACGAAGUAACAUUUGGUGGAGUCGACGUAAUGAAAAUUCAUCACAAGAUUGUGAUAUCGCUCUUGACUAUGAAAAUCCAUCGCUAGAAGCAAAAAUUUGUGGCUAUUGUUUUGCUUCAUGUCAACAACAGUUUGCUACUUGUCUUUUAGCACACAUAGAUAAAGAUUCAAAUGGUUCCAUUCAAUAUUGCCAAGAAAAAUGUGACAAAUGUGAACAAAGAUGUAUUACUGACAAACGAACGAGUCGAAUAGCUGCAGCAAAUUGGGCUAAAGUUGUCAAAGUAUUGCAACAAUUCAAUACUUUUUCACCAAUUAAACAAGAGCAAACACCAUCAAUAGAAAAAUAA
Rotaria sp. Silwood1 is the source of this 363-nucleotide messenger RNA. NCBI's taxonomy places the organism in Eukaryota, Metazoa, Rotifera, Eurotatoria, Philodinida, Philodinidae. The record is from the annotation of a GenBank genome assembly.